Xenopus laevis (African clawed frog) is the source of this 1902-nucleotide messenger RNA. It is a transcript of the gene cldn19.S, whose product is annotated as claudin 19 S homeolog. Gene Ontology annotation, molecular function: structural molecule activity. Lineage: Eukaryota; Metazoa; Chordata; Amphibia; Anura; Pipidae. The record is from RefSeq and is marked provisional. Gene Ontology annotation, biological process: cell-cell adhesion. Gene Ontology annotation, cellular component: bicellular tight junction; plasma membrane; membrane.
CAAGACAUCAGUGUGUGUAUUUUAUUUAUGACUGCUUUGUCCCCUGUGUGCCCUAGAGACUCAUUGAUGUGUGAAUAUGAAGUUCUCAGCACCAAAUUGUGUCUUGCAGAUACCGUCUGGGAAGAAGCCUCUGAUCUGUUGAUAUUGUGCCUGACCAUCUUUAUAGCUUCCCUCAGCAGACAAACUGCACUGGAAUCUACUGGGCAGAACUUAGUUGACCCACAUCUGUCUUCCACAUCAUCUGAAUCCAAGUGGAUACCUUUUCACUUCUUGGAAACACAAGGUCAAGGUUAACAACAACCAAAACGAUGGCCAAUUCAGGAUUCCAGCUACUUGGUUAUUUUCUUGCAUUAGGAGGUUGGAUUGGCAUAAUAUCUACGACGGCUUUGCCCCAGUGGAAGCAAUCGUCCUAUGCAGGGGAUGCCAUUAUCACAGCAGUGGGACUGUAUGAGGGACUGUGGAUGUCAUGCGCCUCUCAGAGCACCGGCCAAGUGCAGUGCAAAGUCUACGACUCUCUGCUUUCCCUGGAGGUUCACAUCCAAACAACGCGGGCACUCAUGGUGGUCGCCAUGCUCCUGGGAUUCGUCGGUAUUAUCAUCAGUGUGGUUGGAAUGAAAUGUACUAAAGUCGGAGAUAACAACCCCAUUACCAAAAGCAGAAUUGCUGUCUCUGGGGGAGUACUUUUCCUGCUAGCAGGUCUUUGUACCUUAAUAGCAGUUUCGUGGUAUGCAACACAAGUCACUCAUGACUUCUUCAAUCCCAACACUCCAGUGAAUGCGAGAUAUGAAUUUGGCUCAGCGCUGUUCGUUGGCUGGGCCUCUGCCAGCCUGACAAUGUUGGGGGGAUCUUUCCUGUGUUGUUCCUGUCCCAACGAUGAAAGAAGAGGACAGCAGUAUUACAGACAGUCGCAGCCUUCAGCUACAACCAGAGAAAUUACAAAAAUGCCUGCCAAGAAUAAAGAAGAAACGAGCUAAUUGUGGAGACUAUCAGGAUUAGACUAAACUUUCUUUGUCAAGAGACUCGGCUGCAGGAACGACAACAAAGGAGGAUUCAGUUGAACAUUACAGAUGAACUUUUGUAAAUGUAACAGUCGCUUGUGACUAAUAACAAUGGUUUACGAAAAAGCAGCAAAUUUCUGUGGUUAGUCUCUGUAAUUGGCAGAAGGAAGACGGACAGAUAUUUUCUCUACUGAGACAUAUUUUGACUAUGGAAUUCCCCCAUAUAUUUUACCUUAUCUGUUACUUUCAGCUCUGCAUCUGUGAAUUUAAGAUUUAUAUGAUUUUCUUAAUGUACUAAAUCUGCAGAGCAGCAAAAUGCUUUGCUAUAAACAUUUUGGGUAUCUAAAGAAAUACCACAAUAUGGUUUAGUUGACAACAGGGUCAGCCCGGGCUACCAGAAAACCAGAGGGACUCAGGGUGGGCCCCCGGAUUUAAGAAGCCCCAGUCUAGUUGAAUUUCUAUGACUCAGUCCUUAUUUCACCGGUGGACUUAUAUAUAAACCUAUUUCAUUUGGCACAUUUUAUAUUUAACUGCUUUAAAAGUGGGCCCAAGGUGUCAGGUUUUCUGUUGGGCCAUAGGAAACCCAGUUCAAAAUGCCACUGUUUGCACACAAUAACGUAAAGCUUGUUUUAUUGAAAACUGUAUAUAAUAAACCCAGGGUCUGGGGGCUUGUACACAUGUUUUUUUGUGAAUAUAACCCACUAACUUAAAAAAAAAUAACCUUUAUAAUUAAAACUCAUCUUUGAAAAUGAAAUAAAAAAAAUAAAUGUCUAGAGCUACCCUUCGAUUUUCCUCGAAAGAAACAAAGCUGUUACUGGGAGAAACAUUUUAGAUUUGGUUUAUUUAACUCUUAAUAUAAAUGCAACAGUUUUUUUACUGCAAAUAAAAUAUACAGUAAACACCA